Molecule: messenger RNA, 956 nt
Organism: Oncorhynchus tshawytscha (Chinook salmon)
Lineage: Eukaryota; Metazoa; Chordata; Actinopteri; Salmoniformes; Salmonidae
Product: solute carrier family 15 member 5-like
Exons: 3
Coding region: 13-558 (181 amino acids)
Biological process (GO): transmembrane transport
Cellular component (GO): membrane
Molecular function (GO): transmembrane transporter activity
Source: RefSeq, a predicted model, not a curated record
UUAUAGAAUAGCAUGUCAUAUCACUUAAUCCGGCAUAGCCAAAGACACGACACCACUCUGGGGGUGUUCCUGAACUCUCUGAAGAUGUGCUGCCUGCACUACCGCCUCCCUGAGUGGAGACGUAGCCAGCUGGCUGGACCGCGCCAAGGAGAACAAUGGGGGGGUGCUACAGUGAGACACACGUGGAGAACGUCAAGGUCCUGGCAAGGCUCUUCCCCCUGUACGGCUUGCAGAUACUGUACCGCGCCUGCAUCACUCAGGCAGAUUCCAUCAGGUUACUACAUUCAGACCAUGAACUCUAACCUGCACCUGAAUGGCUUCCUCCUGCCCAUCGGUGCCAUGAACCUCAUCAGCAUCCUACCUCUGCUGCUGCUAGUCCCUCUCAUGGAGUGUGUCACCUCCUGCUACCUGUCCAUGGAGAAAACACCCUUCUCCCCCGCCAGAGUUAUCACGAUGGGUCAUGCCUGUGCGUCCCUGUCUGUCCUGGUGGCGGGCCUGUUUGAGGUCCACAGGAAUACAGUAUCCUCUGACGGAUACUACCUGUUCCAUAUAGUUUAGUUAGUUAGUUGGUGAUACUACCUGUUCAAUGCCACUGAGGAGAAUUACAUAGAGACAGAGAACCAAUUGAGAAAACAUAUCAAUGGUUCUAAAUGACAACCAUAUACAUCAACACCAUACAUCAUGAUUCAUGGAAAUGUACAGGAUUAAAACAUUAAUAUAAAGCAUUUUAAUAAAUGAAGUUUCUGAAUGUCAAAUUAUAUCAAAAAUAUCAAAGAAAUUAAAUAAAAACAGAGCAGAAUGAAUCGUCACAUCUGGGGACCAUCACCACAAGCAUGACUAGUAUCUAUGUGGACCCUACUACAGUUUAACCAGCUCAGCUAUAGACUACAACAGCAUGACUAGUAUCUAUGUGGACCCUACUACAGUUUAACCAGCUCAGCAAUAGACUACACCAG